CGCCCAUCGAGCUGGCGACUGCGAUAAUCCUUUAACUAGCUCAACACGCGACCAGCACAAACCGACUUACGACGUUGGAACAAGUUUCUGACCCAGCUGGCUGAUACCACACGUGACGAAUUGACGCAGCACAGUCAAACGGGCUGCGCUCUCCUGAUAUUUGUUGAAUCGCGUGCUCCGACCAGACAGCCAUAAUCAUGAGUUUCCAACCAGUCAACCCCCGCCCUUUCCUGCAGGCUAGGGUCGGUAGCGAAGUCGUCAUCCGUCUCAAGUGGGGUCAAACCGAGUACAAGGGCAAGCUGGAGAGCAUUGACUCUUACAUGAAUGUGUUGUUGAGGGACACAGAGGAAUUUAUCGAUGGAAAGAACUCGGGAACUCUGGGACUUGUGCUCAUUCGGUGUAACAACAUCCUUUGGAUGGGAUCCGCAGACAACGUUGAGAUGACGGAUCUGGGGCUGCGGUAGAGAAUAGGUUGACCGGACGUCGUUUACGAAACACCAUGCGAGGGCGUAAAUACAUAUACCAGCUUCUGUCUCCUUGAGAAAUAUACGUCGGUGAGGGUAUGGACGGACGAAAGAGAAUUGUCAAAUGAGCUUUUGAGAACUGGCUAUCACGGGCUCUGUCUAUCUUCUUGUUUCUGGCACAAGGCGUUUUCAAUGAUGGCUUCUAAAUACAACUGUUUUGGGUGACAUGGCAAUUCGACCGAGCAGACGAUGAUGAAGAGGCCUGAAACUGCGAUUUUAUGGAACAGAGGAGUUCUACUUAUCGCCUGGCAAUUCUGUCUAUCAUCAAAAUAAUGGUAAUGCCGUGCUGUUUACAAAGCACGCGGCAUGAAAGUUUCUUAAAGUGUUCGAAUAUAUAGCCACUUAGACAAGCAAAUUCAAGGAAGAGUGGUACUCAAA
Messenger RNA from Aspergillus alliaceus, 902 nucleotides. Its product is annotated as small nuclear ribonucleoprotein F. The coding region runs from base 198 to 464 and encodes 88 amino acids. Gene Ontology annotation, molecular function: RNA binding. Gene Ontology annotation, biological process: mRNA splicing, via spliceosome; spliceosomal snRNP assembly. The transcript has 4 exons. NCBI's taxonomy places the organism in Eukaryota, Fungi, Ascomycota, Eurotiomycetes, Eurotiales, Aspergillaceae. The record is from RefSeq and is a predicted model, not a curated record. Gene Ontology annotation, cellular component: catalytic step 2 spliceosome; U1 snRNP.